AUGAGUAAUCAUUUACAAGUUGCAAGUGCAGCAUUUAUUGUAAUGCAUGAACUUAUGAAAAUCAAAGAAAAAAAAGUUCGACGUAAAAGACGUUUUUGGAGAUCAAAACUUUACAUCGAUAGUGAAAAUAGAGGAGCUAAUUUGUUAAAUAGUAUGCAGUCUGAUGUACACAGUUUCCAUUUUCAAAAUUUUACAAGAAUGUCAUCAGCUGAUUUUGAAAAAAUUAUUAAUCUCAUCGGGCCAAAAGUAAUCAAGCAAGAUACGAAUAUGCGUCAAGCUAUUUCGGUAACAGUUAGGCUAGCUGUGACGCUGAGAUUUCUUGCCACCGGAGAUUCAUAUAGCAGCUUACAAUAUUUAUUCGGCAUUUCAAAACAAAUAAUUUCAUGUAUAAUUCCUGAAGUCUGCAUGGCAAUCGUUGAAGUUUUAAAGGAAUAUGUAAAAAUGCCUUCCACGUCAAAUGAGUGGCUUGAUAUUUCAAGACAAUUUGAAACAACAUGGAAUUAUCCGAAUUGCAUUGGUUCUAUGGAUGGAAAGCACAUCGUCUUGCAAUCUCCAAUGAACAGCGGCAGCGAAUAUUUUAACUAUAAAUCAUUUUUUAGCAUUGUAUUGUUUGCAUUAGUCGACGCAGACUACAAUUUUCUGUUUAUCGAUAUCGGGUGUCAAGGACGUAUUUCGGAUGGAGGAGUGUUCAAAAAUACUGAAUUACACAAAAAAAUAGAAAGGGAGAAAUUAAACUUGCCCUCACCAGUACCUUUGCCAGGGAAAAAUGUAGAUAUACCUUUCGUUUUUCUUGCAGAUGAGGCUUUUGCCCUUACAAAACAUAUUAUGAAACCGUAUUCUGGAACCCAUGAUAAAGGUACAAAAGAAAGAAUAUUUAAUUACCGGUUAAGUCGUGCUCGACGAACUGUUGAGAACGCAUUUGGCAUCUCAUCUGCCGUCUUUCGUGUUCUAAGAAAACCAAUGUUAUUGGAACCUCAAAAAGCUCAAAUUGUGGUUAUGGCAGUUGUUUACUUACAUAAUUUUUUAAGACGUAGUAAAUCGUCAAGAAACAUCUAUACCCCACCUGGAUCGUUUGAUAGAGAAGAGGAAGGCCACAUGAUACGGGGUGAUUGGAGGGAGUCUGGAAGUACUACAACUUCUUUACUACCCUUAAGAAAUAUCGCUCGUAGACCACCACUUCAAGCGCAAGAAAUAAGGGAACAUUUUGCUGAUUACUUUCUUACAAAUGGCAGUGUACAAUGGCAAAAUAUUUAA
Messenger RNA from Macrosiphum euphorbiae (potato aphid), 1254 nucleotides. The record is from the annotation of a GenBank genome assembly. NCBI's taxonomy places the organism in Eukaryota, Metazoa, Arthropoda, Insecta, Hemiptera, Aphididae.